Molecule: messenger RNA, 1498 nt
Organism: Lutra lutra (Eurasian river otter)
Lineage: Eukaryota; Metazoa; Chordata; Mammalia; Carnivora; Mustelidae
Gene: PPP1R14A
Product: protein phosphatase 1 regulatory inhibitor subunit 14A
Exons: 4
Coding region: 266-691 (141 amino acids)
Biological process (GO): regulation of phosphorylation
Cellular component (GO): cytoplasm
Molecular function (GO): protein serine/threonine phosphatase inhibitor activity
Source: RefSeq, a predicted model, not a curated record
CGGGAGCCCCAGCCGCCCGGCCCCAGCCUGGGACUCCGGGACCGCGUGCACACCUGGACUGAACACGGCUGCGGGCUUUACGCGGUGCAGCGACUAGUCCCCGCGCUGCCGGCGGGGAAACUGAGUCCCGGGCGACUGGGGCGGAGCUGGCCCCGGGGCAAGCCCAUGCCCCCGCCCCCCGCCGGCCCCGCCCCGGCCCGUAAGAGGCCCCCUGCGCGCCCGCGGAGCUGCACAGCGCGGCGCGGGGGCCGGGACCCGGACCGCUAUGGCAGCUCAGCGGCUGGGCAAGCGGGUGCUGAGCAAGCUGCAGUCUCCAUCGCGGGCUCGCGGCCCGGGGGACAGCCCCGGGGGCUUGCAGAAACGACACGCGCGUGUCACCGUCAAGUACGACCGGCGGGAGCUGCAGCGGCGGCUGGACGUGGAGAAGUGGAUUGACGGGCGCUUGGAGGAGCUGUACCGCGGCAGGGAGGCAGACAUGCCUGAUGAGGUCAACAUCGACGAAUUGUUGGAAUUAGAGAGCGAAGAGGACAGAAGCCGGAAAAUCCAGGGACUCCUGAAGUCGUGCAGGAACCCCACAGAGGACCCCUGCCCUGUCCUCAGGACUUCGUCCAGGAGCUGCUGGGGAAGCUCCGAGGGCUCCACAAGCAGCCUGGCCUCCGCCCGCCCAGCCCCUCCGGGGACCGCAGUCUGAGCCCCCUCCAGGACCGGGCCCGGACCGCGCCACCCUGACCUUGCCUCCGUGGCCUCCUGCCUUCUCCCCUACCCUCCACACUGUCCUGGCUUACUUGUAAGUUGUAUGUAAUGGUUCUGUAACAACACGGUGUGCCUGUUUUUCCUCUCCCUGAUUACCGUGGACUUCCCCAAGCUUCCCCCACACGCCUCCCUCUGUCCUGCUGCGUCUCCCCAGGCACCCGCAGCUGGCCUGGCAGAUGGAGAAUCACUCCUCAGCCAGAGAGCAUGAGAACAGGCCCUGCUGACCUUGCUCCCCCCUCAACCUCCCCUCCCAGGACUCAGCUUGUCCUCACUUCCCCCUCAGCCUUCCCCAGUGCAGCCAGCAGGGCCCCAGUGGGUGUCAUCUGGGGCUCCUGUGGGAAUGAUGGCCUGUGGUCCUCGUACCAGGGGAGAUGCGUGAACCCAGACGUGCCCAAUAUCACCAAAACACAUCAUGAACAAACCAAGAGGGCUUCCUGAAGAAAGUGACAAUGGAGCCAAGGCUUUGAAGGAUGCAUAGGAGUUCGUGUGAAAUGGGUACCCAUACCUGAGGACUCUGAACCUUGUGGGUGGAGGGAUUGAUGUUGAGCCUAAUGCAGGGAACAUACCAGGUAUUGAUGGAGCCAUCCACCCACCCACCAGGAUGGGCAGGUCCUCCAGAGCUGGAUCAGGAAGGCCCCUGGGCUGGGUGUUGGGGAGGCCCGAAGGGCUCCAGCAGAGGGGUGAGAGCGCCAGAAGUGGGUGGCACCUAUUUACCCCAAACUGUGGAAGUAUUUCAGUAUUUUUU